This is a messenger RNA of Lathyrus sativus (Indian pea), 1347 nucleotides long. The record is from the annotation of a GenBank genome assembly. Lineage: Eukaryota; Viridiplantae; Streptophyta; Magnoliopsida; Fabales; Fabaceae.
AUGGGUCAAGGUCUUAGUUGCAGAGGGAGUCAUGAACAUGGACUCUUUCGCGCUGUCCAACAUGGUCAUCUUCAAACUGUUGUUGCUUUGUUGCAGACACAUCCUUCUCUUAUUCAUCGUACUACUGUUUAUGACCACCAUUCCCCUCUUCAUAUUGCUGCUGCUAAUGGUCAGAUCCAGGUUUUAUCUAGGCUUUUGGAUGGAUCUGCAAAUCCAGAUGUGUUAAAUCGACAAAAGCAGACCCCGCUUAUGUUGGCAGCGAUGCAUGGAAAAAUUGAUUGUGUGGAAAAGCUACUUGAAGCUGGUGCUAAUGUUUUAAUGUUUGAUGUGUGUCAUGGAAGAACCUGUUUGCACUAUGCUGCUUACUAUGGUCAUUCUUCUUGUCUUAAAGCAAUACUUUCUGCUGCUCAAACUAGUCCUGUCGCUGCUUCUUGGGGGUUUUCGCGGUUUGUGAAUAUUAGAGACGGUAGGGGUGCUACACCGUUGCAUUUAGCGGCUCGUCAAAGACGGUCUGAAUGUGUGCAUACUUUGUUGUGUAGUGGAGCUCUUGUUUCUGCUUCAACUAGCAGAUAUGGAUGUCCCGGGAGCACUCCUCUUCAUCUAGCAGCAAAAGGAGGAUCUUUGGAUUGCAUCCGCGAACUAUUAGCAUGGGGUGCAGAUCGUCUUCAACGCGAUGCAUCUGGGCGUAUACCGUAUGUGGUUGCUUUGAAGCACAAACACGGAGCAUGUGCAGCAUUGCUAAAUCUUUCAUCUGCACAGCCUCUUGUCUGGCCGUCGGCAUUGAAAAUUAUCAGCGAGCUUAAUCCGGAGGCUAAAACUUUAUUAGAGCAGGCCUUGAUGGACGCAAACAGAGAAAGGGAAAAAAACAUAUUGAAAGGAAGUCCUUACUCUCUUCCGUCUCCAUCACACCCUGAUCAGAUUGACGACAACAUCUCCGAGGUUAGCGAGACGGAACAAUGUUGCAUCUGCUUUGAGCAAGUGUGUACAAUUGAAGUCCAAGACUGUGGCCACCAAAUGUGUGCACAAUGCACACUAACCCUCUGUUGUCACAACAAGCCGAAUACAUCGGCUUCUCAACCAACCCCACCCGUUUGUCCAUUCUGUCGAAGUGCCAUAUCCAAACUCACAGUUAUCAAGAUAGAAACUCACGAAGACAUCGAUCAAGACGGUACACCUGAUACCACUUAUUUCAAGCCAAGCAAGUCACGAAAAUAUCGAAACAUGAACGAAGGCUGCAGCAGCAGUUUCAAGGGAAUGUCCAAUGUAAACUCUUACGGAAAAAUGAACGGCCGUAGUUCCGGUAUGAUUGCUUCCGAAAACGAGUGGGUUGAUGAUAAGCCACAAUGA